AUGCCCAUGUCCGGCCUCGACCUCGGGCGCCUCCCCUGGACGCUCGAAACAACCGAAACCGUAACGAGCCUCACAGGCCUAGACACGCUCGCCGCGCACCAAUUCACCGCGAGCCUAGCCGCCAACCUCCGCGAGUCCGGCAUCCACACGUACAGCAUCGUGCUCGGCAAAGACCCAGCGGCCAACGGCACACAAUGGACGCUGUGGACGCAAUUCGCGCGCCCAGACGACGACCACCACACGGUCACAGCGGGCGGGGAGAAAUGGUGGGAGCCGCUGCGGGCGGUGUUCCUGGAGCGGAUCGGCACGAACGACGAGGACGCGGGGUCGUUCUUCACGCCGUGCUCGGAGAAAUUCGGGCGCGACCUGCUGGGCGUGAUCAAGAACCGCACGAACGUCGUGCUGUUCAAGGACAUCCCGUACGUGCUGUACAAGCUGGGCAAGUUCCGCGAGGACGAGUGGGAGGCGUACGGCGAGCUGUACCGCGAGCUGAUGACCUGCCUCGGCCGCGUCCAGGACCUGGCCAACAUGUGCCAGGGGAAGUACGGGUGGAGCGAGGCGCGGUGUCUCCCGCUGUACCGGGAGCUGUUCCUUGAGCUGGAGGAUGCGGUGGGGAUGGAGCGGCUGAAGGAGCUGGAGGGCGAGAUUGAGGGGAAGGACCUGAGUGAUUGGGAUCGCAUCACGUGGUACAGGAGCACGUAUCAGGAUCUUGUGGGCAAUGAGGUGGUUGUGCCGGAGCGGCGGGAUGCGAUUUGGGAGGAGCUCCGGGCGGCGCAGGGCCGCUGGUCGCGGGUGUAUGAGGCGAUUGCGCCGGGGUUUUUGGCGGAUGGGGAUGACGAGAUGCAGGCUUAUUUGGACGCCGAGGCGGAGGCCGAGAGGCAGAUGGUGCAGGCGUUGGACGAGGCGGAGGAGGCCGAGAGGGAGGCGCGCAGGCAGGCGGAGGAGGCGGAGGAGUAUGAUUCGGAGUUGGAUUGA
This is a messenger RNA of Aspergillus mulundensis, 975 nucleotides long. RefSeq lists its product as uncharacterized. The coding region runs from base 1 to 975 and encodes 324 amino acids. The transcript has a single exon. The record is from RefSeq and is a predicted model, not a curated record. Lineage: Eukaryota; Fungi; Ascomycota; Eurotiomycetes; Eurotiales; Aspergillaceae.